This is a messenger RNA of Paramecium pentaurelia, 468 nucleotides long. The record is from the annotation of a GenBank genome assembly. NCBI's taxonomy places the organism in Eukaryota, Ciliophora, Oligohymenophorea, Peniculida, Parameciidae.
AAUGUCCCAGAUGCUAGGAAAAGGUUGGUAAAGUAAAUCGGUUGAUGAAUAUUCAAAAUAGAAAUGAGGUAUUGAACAUAAAAUUUUGGAUAAAGUAAGUCUAUCAUCAUUUAAUUAGUAACAACUUGAAAAUAAAGAAUAUGACAAGAUUAAUCUCAAAUAUACAAAAUCAAUUAUAAGUAAGUUCUCAUUGAUGGAUAAAUUGUUAGAAAAAGGAUUGAGUCAUUAUAGUGGAUUCUAUUGUUAAUCAUAUUAUGAAUUAUUUAGUGAUUGUUUAUCAUGGUUAGAUCACAUAAAUUCUGUUAGGCAUAAUAGAUUAAUUCAUAAGAUGACUGUUGUUAAUAAUAGUCAAGCAAAAAUUGCAAUAAAUUAAAGAAUCAACAAUUAAAUAUAAGUUUAAACUUAAGAGAGACCUAAAUUAAUUGAAAGAAAUAAGAAAAUAGUUUGAAGAAUAAUUGUAAAAAAAGU